AUGGCGCACGAACUUGAGGGCAUUUUUGCAGAGCUGGGCAUUUCCCAGUACCUUGGUAUCUUUCUCGAGCAAGGCUUCGACACAUGGGAGACAAUACUGGACAUCACAGAGUCCGAUUUACUUUGCAACAGGGACGCGCUUGGAGUCAAAUUAGGACAUCGACGUAAAUUGCAGAGACGCAUUGCCAACUCGCGAGGCCUUGCCCCCGAUGCAUCGCUAGUAUCGCCCACUAGAGCGACCGCCGAGGAGCCCAAGCCUGAAGCUCAACGGCCAGAGCAACCUCGACCCGAAGUCAAAGACGGCCCUGUCGUCACCAAGCGCAAGUACCGCCGGCAUCCCAAGGUUCGUUGA
This is a messenger RNA of Colletotrichum spaethianum, 351 nucleotides long. RefSeq lists its product as uncharacterized. NCBI's taxonomy places the organism in Eukaryota, Fungi, Ascomycota, Sordariomycetes, Glomerellales, Glomerellaceae. Gene Ontology annotation, cellular component: nucleus. Gene Ontology annotation, molecular function: protein binding. The record is from RefSeq and is a predicted model, not a curated record. The transcript is spliced from 3 exons. The coding region runs from base 1 to 351 and encodes 116 amino acids. Gene Ontology annotation, biological process: regulation of gene expression.